Messenger RNA from Tribolium madens (black flour beetle), 1364 nucleotides. RefSeq names its product chondroitin proteoglycan-2-like. Lineage: Eukaryota; Metazoa; Arthropoda; Insecta; Coleoptera; Tenebrionidae. Gene Ontology annotation, molecular function: chitin binding. The record is from RefSeq and is a predicted model, not a curated record. The transcript has 7 exons. The coding region runs from base 59 to 1333 and encodes 424 amino acids. Gene Ontology annotation, cellular component: extracellular region.
GUAUAUAACGCCUCGGAGGAGUCAAAAAUCAUAUUAGUGAUAAAUAUUCCAGUCAAAUAUGUACUUUGCUGUAUUUUUAAUUGCAACUGCAAUAAGCAACUUUGGGGUCAACGCAAAUCCAGUUUGUCCCAAACAAGAUGGAAAAGACGCUGUUUACAUCCCACACGAAGAUUGCACCAAAUUCUGGGAAUGUUCAAAUGGUACUCCGUAUCUCUUUAACUGUUCUGCCAAUUUGCACUUUAAUCCCAAACUGAAUGUCUGCGAUUGGCCAGAACAAGCAGGGUGUAAAGGAAGUGGUGAAGAUAGUAGCAGUAGUAGUAGUAGCAGCAGCAGCAGCGAGAGCAAAGAAUCUGGAGAAAACUCUAAAGGAAAAGACGAUGAAAAAGAUCAGAGUGGUGACAGCAGUAGUGGCAGUAACAGCAGCAGCAGCAGCAGCAGCAGCGCAAGUAGUGAAGAAGGUCCUGAAUGUCCCUCAGUAGACGGUGCGACUCCAGUUUAUAUACCACAUGAAGACUGUACGAAAUUCUGGCAAUGUUCAAAUGGCACUCCGUAUCUUUUCGAUUGUCCUGCCAAUUUGCAUUUUAACCCCAAACUGAAUGUUUGCGAUUGGCCAAAUGACGCAGGAUGCAAAGGAAAUAUUGCGGAAAACSUUGCUUUGGACGAAAUGUUAGCAGCCGGUCAAGAAGAGCGUGCAUUGGCAAUUGAAGCCGGUGAAAUUGAUGAAGAUGGAGUACCUUACAUUACGGUUGUCGUAGACGGUGCUUGGUCUAAACGUUCGUAUAAAUCAAAUUACAACGCAUCAUCUGGUGUUGCAACAAUAGUCGGUGCUAGAAUAGAUGGAAAAGAUUCUGUCUACUUCCCACAUGAAGACUGUACCAAAUUCUGGCAAUGUUCUAAUGGUGUCCCCUAUUUGUUUAAUUGCUCUGCAAAUUUGCAUUUCAAUCCUAAAUUAAAUGUUUGCGAUUGGCCGGAUCAAGCAGGUUGURAAAAMAAAGAAGAUAGUAGCAGCGGUAGUAGCAGCAGCAGCAGYGAGAGCAAAGAAUCUGGAGAAAACUCUAAAGGAAAAGACGAUGAWAAAGAUCAGAGUGGUGACAGCAGUAGUGGCAGUAACAGCAGCAGCAGCAGCAGCAGCGAAAGUAGUGAAGAAGGUCCUGAAUGUCCCUCAGUAGACGGUGCGACUCCAGUUUAUAUACCACAUGAAGACUGUACGAAAUUCUGGCAAUGUUCAAAUGGCACUCCGUAUCUUUUCGAUUGUCCUGCCAAUUUGCAUUUUAACCCCAAACUGAAUGUUUGCGAUUGGCCAAAUGACGCAGGAUGCAAAGGAAGAAAAUAAAUUAUGUAUUGAAGUAUCCAUUAUUGGAAAA